AUGCGGGUCCCUCUCCGCUCCGUGCCCGCGCUGGCGCUCUGCGCCCUAGCCCUGCUCCGCCUGGGCUGCGCUCCGACCCGGGCACUCACCUGGGCACCGACCGGAGCUCCCACCCGGGCACUCACCUGGGCACCGACCGGAGCUCCCACCCGUGCCCCGGCCCUCUUUCCGCCGCGCUGUCCCCCGCUGAUGCUGCAGCUGCUCCGCGCCCCUCCCGCCCCGCUCCGCGCCGCCGCCGCCGCCGCUCUCAGCCUCUCCCCGCACGGCUCGUUGCAGAACGGCUCCCGCUGGGCGCUCUCCUUCGACAUGUCCUCUCUCUCCAGCAGCCAGGAGGUGAGUCUGGCUCAGCUCCGUGUCCGCCUGCCCGGCCCCUCCCGUGCCCACAACGUGUCCCUGGACAUCUAUCACAGCCAGCGGCGCAGGUGCCGGGGAGAUGGGACCUGCGCCCACCAGCUCUUCCUUGGCACCGUGGCUGGCAGCCCCUCUGCCACUCAGGCCUCCUGGAAAGUCUUUGAGGUCACCAACCUGCUACGGUCCUGGCUUCACCAAGCCGUGGUCCCCGGGCACCCCAGUGCCACGGGAAGGGGGCAGUGGGAGGUGAGCGGGUCGGCUGCUCUGGCCACCACUGCCCUGAGAGACACCGGCCACGGGGACCCAGUCCUGCCCCAGGACGCGGCAGACAGAGUCCUGCUGCUCGUCUUCUCCAAGGACAAGUCUCCAGGAGACCACAGCCUCAUCAGGACAGCGGAGACCUCCAAGUACAUCAUGCGGGACAGCGGGUCGCAGGGCGCGGGGACGCGCCGGCACCGCAGGAACAGGAUGGAGAAGCAAAGGAUCAAAGCGAGCAACGCCGCAGGGGCCGUGCCGAGGGAGCAGGGCAGGGCGCUGUGCAGGAGGGUGGACAUGGUGGUGGAUUUCGAGCAGACGGGCUGGGGCAGCUGGAUCGUCUACCCCAAGAAGUACAACGCGUACCGCUGCGAAGGGCUGUGCCCCUCGCCCGUGGACGAGACCUUCAAGCCCACCAACCACGCCUACAUACAGAGUUUGCUGCAGCUCUACAAGCCCAACCUGGUGCCGUGUCCCGCCUGCUCCCCAGUCAAGAUGAGUCCUCUCUCCAUGCUCUACUACGAGAAGGGUGAGAUCGUCAUCCGACACCACGAGGACAUGAUCAUCGAGGAGUGUGGCUGCAACUGA
Messenger RNA from Cinclus cinclus, 1194 nucleotides. RefSeq names its product nodal growth differentiation factor (gene NODAL). Lineage: Eukaryota; Metazoa; Chordata; Aves; Passeriformes; Cinclidae. Gene Ontology annotation, biological process: SMAD protein signal transduction; BMP signaling pathway. The record is from RefSeq and is a predicted model, not a curated record. The transcript has 3 exons. Bases 1 to 1194 code for a protein of 397 amino acids. Gene Ontology annotation, molecular function: cytokine activity; growth factor activity; type I activin receptor binding. Gene Ontology annotation, cellular component: extracellular region.